AUGCCAGCCGUCCUGUGGGGCUCCGCAGAGCAGAGCUCCAGAAGCCCUGCUGGGUUCGCACCCGACGUGCGUGGCCUCGCCUCUCUGUCUCUUCCUAUUCAUAUUUCAGCAGGGAAUCAGAGAAGAAAAAUUCCAGUAACACCUGUGCUGCUGGUGUAUGAAGAUGAUACUUGUCCUUCCUGCACUAUAGGUCGUGUAAACCUCGACGUGCCUCGGUUUCCUCCCCGGUCCCGUGAGAGCGGCACGUGUGAGACCUUCGCGCGGGGCCGUGGCGGGCCUGAGACCGAGAGCUGCGAGGGCGAGCUUUCUGGAGCCAGCAUCACCAACACCACCCGCGCCAGGAAGACACGUUCUCGGUAUCCUGGAGCCCCAGAGAGCGGCUGGGGAAGCCAAGCUCUAAAAUUAGCCCGGCUUCCAGGCCGGGCGCCUGGAGCACCCUCAGGCUCUUCGCGCCGCCCCCGUCCCCCCGCCCCCGUCCCCCCGCCCGCGGCGCUCCGAGCCCGCGAGUCAUCCCGGCCGCGCGGCUUCUCCCCCCUCGCCCUUUGCGCCGGCGGUUUGGGAGGAGGAGACAGCGGGAGAGAAGCGCGAGGGGGGCGGCGAGGGAGAGGGGCUUGGCCGCGCGUCGGCGUCGGCGGUGAUGGGGAGCGCGGAGCAGCCGGGCGGCGAGCACUAGCGGCGGCGGCGGCGGCUCGGAGCAGACGCGGGAGCGGGCGCUCCUCCCGGCAGCUGCGCCGCGAGCUGCGCUGUGGAUCGGGGUCUGGCGCCCCCGGCCCCCUACUCCCGGCUUCGCCCCUCCGCCCGCGAGCCCCCGCGGUGGCGGCGGCGUCCCGAGCGCCUCUGCUAGCGGCUCCAGCCCCGGCGGGCGCGCGGCGGGCACUGCGGCGGCCGCGGCCGGGUGGCCGGCUCGGCCCGGGCGGGAGCGCCGGCCGAGGAAGAGCCCGCGGACAGCGCCUGGUGGAGCGGAGCGUCGCCGGCGGAGGCAAGGACGCACAGCUGCAGCUGCCGGAUGGGAACGGGGGGCUCGGGGGGCUCGGGGAGGUGAGAGCCGGCGAGGCGCACGGGGGAAACUUUUCACCUGGUAAAGUUCCUGCCUCGGCACGGCUCGGCAGCCUUGGCUGCCGCCGCGAGGAGGAGGGGAAGGAGGCUCGGUCUGGCGGCGGCAGCCGGGAGGCUGGCAUGGAGAGUUGGCCAAGUUUGGGGCUGAGGAUUUGGAAAAGGGGGCGCGGGGCGGCUUGCAGAACGGUGCACCCAGCCCCCGACUCCCGGCUGCUUGCCCGCUGCAGGUGGAUCGGAGGGCCAGGCGGCGAGCCUGCUCGGUGGCUGCUGCUGGUGGGGCGCUGUAGGGAUGUUCAGAAGCCAAAGGAUGCACUUGGGGACCCGAGGCUCAAGUUGGGUCGUUGCCUGGUGAGGCGCCGGCUGUAG
Molecule: messenger RNA, 1422 nt
Organism: Rangifer tarandus platyrhynchus (Svalbard reindeer)
Lineage: Eukaryota; Metazoa; Chordata; Mammalia; Artiodactyla; Cervidae
Source: the annotation of a GenBank genome assembly